This is a messenger RNA of Closterium sp. NIES-67, 1009 nucleotides long. Lineage: Eukaryota; Viridiplantae; Streptophyta; Zygnematophyceae; Desmidiales; Closteriaceae. The record is from the annotation of a GenBank genome assembly.
CUGUGCGCGCCGCCCUCCACUAGCGUCCUGCGUGGUCAGGACUUCAAACGUGUCCACAUUCCACCGCCGCUAGUCUAGAAGGCUCCAGCGCAUCGAAUAUCUCGCUGUUGUAAUCCUGCUCUGCGCGUCCCCCCCCACUCCGUUGCUCCUCGCCAAGCACCGCUACCGCCAAUCCUUCUUUGUGAGACCCAUUCUGCUCCUCACCCUUUUUUCUCGUCGCCCUCCUGCCCUCGGCUCGGCUCCGCUGGAUCUCCUCGCGCUGCCCCCCUGUUCUCCCCCGUAGCGCGAAUCUAGUACCUCCGCCACUCUUCUCCCGCUCUACCUGCCGCUACUACCGCCCGUCACCCGCGGAUCCCCCCGCCGCCAUGUCGCACCUCCACUUCCUCCGGACGCGCCCCCUUCGUCUCCUCGCGCUCGCCCUCCUCGCGCUGCUAUCACUCGCCGCUAUACGCACCUCCGCCGCCGCCCCCGCCGCCGCGGGGUCCCCCCCCGCAGCUGCGCAGGCGGCGGAGCGCGCGGAGAUGAAGCGCAGGCUGAGCAAGCUAGCGGCGCGGCACCCGGUGCUGGUGGUGGGGCGGUCGUACUGCCGCGAUAGCCGGAGGAUCCGCGCGCUGGUGGAGGGGCUGGCGGGCGAGAUGGGCUUGAGCGUGAUGGCGGUGCACGUGGACAGCACCGCGGAGGGGCCGGAGAUUGAGAGAGCCAUGGAGGCCGUCUAUGGCACCACCGCCAUGCCGCAGGUGUUCAUCGGCGGGCGGUACAUCGGAGGGCGGGACCAGACCAUGGACCUGCACGAGCGCGGCAAGCUCAAGGCCAUGCUGCAUGAUGCUGCAGGCGUGCGCCGGGAGCUGUAGGGAGAGAAAGAGCUGGAUGGUGCUCUGCUCUCGCUGUGAAGUCAGACUUACUAUGUCUGCUGCCAUUAGUGGGGUGGCUGGCGUAGGGAUGUAUUGGAGUACCUCCAGGGAUUGGUUGGAUUUAUGCUGGCCGAUGUGCCUAGCCUUGUCCACUGCAG